CUUCUUCUUCUCUGCUUCUUCUUCUGGGAUCUUCUUCUUCUUCUUAAGGUUUCGCGGCGCCAAGGGCUGAAGCUCCCAAUCAAACCGGUCGAAGAACCUGCUGGUGCCGAGCGAUCCGUCGGCGUAAAUUGGGGCCGCCGAGUUGUUAAGCGAGACAAGGCAGUCAGCCGGAUGGUACCGUCAGAGAGUGGCCGUCGAGCAUGGUAGCGAUAUUGGCGCCGAACAGGAGGGACUUGAGUGAUCGGACAGGGAAAGCGAUGGGAGGAGGUGGUUGGUGGAGCUGGGUUCGCCGGAAUUUGGUGUGCAGCGAACCAGUGCCUUCUCUUGAAUGCGUUUCUUUUCUUCUGCUUGGGUUUUGUUGGGCUGUUCGAUUUUUCCUCAAAUUGCAGGCAAAAAGUUAAGGAUACCCAAUUUGGCUCACAUUUUUCUAAUUGGGUUUUAUGAGGAGCGUGAGUUUGCACUCUAUGUUUCUUCGAUUUCCAAUGAGCUUAGAGUGCCGGUGAGGUACUUGAAAGAGGAUAAACCACAUGGCUCAACUGGUGGUAUGUAUUACUUCAGAGAUAUGAUCAUGGAAGACGGCCCGUCGCAUAUCUUUUUGCUGAAUUGUGAUGUAUGCUGCAGUUUUCCGCUUCCAGAUAUGCUUGAGGCUCAUAUAAAAUACGGUGGAAUGGGUACAAUGCUAGUAAUCAAGGUUUCUGCGGAAUCUGCCAACGAGUUUGGUGAGUUGGUUGCUGAUCUAGUCACCAAAGAACUGUUGCAUUACACUGAGAAACCAGAGACUUUUGUAUGUGCAUGGUGCAGUUAGUGUACUAAUGCGAUACUAUGUAGUCAAAAAGUUAAGGGUGCCACAGGAGUGCGAGGGAGAUGGAUUUGUGGCAGGAACUGGAGAGGAUCUUGGCGGCGUUAGUGAUGGUUUGGGCGGAGGAGAAGUAGAGGAGAGAGAAGAAGAAGAAGAGUGAGGUUGAAGAAGAAGAAGAAGAAGAAGCUAUUUUUCUUUGAUUUCUUGGGAGAGAGUCACCAUCGUCAUCGGAGUGGUCUUGGGCUAGAAGAAAAUCCCAGACGAAGAAGAAGAAGAAGAAGAAGAAAUGAAAAGAAAAGAAAAAUAAAUUAACAAAAAAGGGUAAAAAGUCGAUUUUGCCCUUCUUCUUUUUUGCCACGUCAGUAAACAGACGGCACAGUCAGAAAUUUUGGACGGAAGUAUCACAUUGAUACCAAUUUAGGUCUUUGGGUAUCACAUUGAUACUUUUGAGAGUUCGGAUAUCAAAUUGGCCUUGGCAACAUAGUUUGGGGACGCUAGCUGAAUUUUUCUCAUAUUAUUAAACCUUCAUAUUUAUGCAUUUAAUGCCUAACGAAAUAUAGGUCCAACAGCACUAAUAUUCAUUUUAACAUCGUUACUCAUUCUAGAAACGAUGUGUUAUAUUCUUUUACACAUCGGUGUUUUUGAAGUUUGCCUGCUGUUUAUAAGCUUUACCGGUACUUGCCAUAUAUCACACUAUUUAAGAUUGAAUCUACAUUCUUUUCUAUUACGCGACCGAUGUUCAUUAAUCUAUUAAACAUCGUUUCCUUUUAUGAAGCGAUGUCCAUUUUUCCUAUUAAACAUCAGUUUUUGAGGUUUGCACCGAUAU
Rosa chinensis is the source of this 1625-nucleotide messenger RNA. Its product is annotated as mannose-1-phosphate guanyltransferase alpha. The record is from RefSeq and is a predicted model, not a curated record. Gene Ontology annotation, biological process: biosynthetic process. The transcript is spliced from 5 exons. Gene Ontology annotation, cellular component: cytoplasm. NCBI's taxonomy places the organism in Eukaryota, Viridiplantae, Streptophyta, Magnoliopsida, Rosales, Rosaceae. Bases 329 to 805 code for a protein of 158 amino acids.